AUGACCUUACACGGUGAUUCUACAUUUGUAUUUGAGUUUAGCUCUGAUGAGGAUAGACAAGCAGUUCUUGAGCAAGGACAUGUUUACAUUGCUAGUAGACUGUUUACGAUCCGGCCUUGGUAUCCUAUGGUGGAGAAAAUGGUGGAGGAUUUGAAAACUAUUCCAGUAUGGUUUACCCUCAAGAAAAUUCUUACGUUCAUGUGGAACCAGAAUGGUAUCGGCAUCAUUGCUAGUUAUUUAGGCAUUCCUCUAAUGACUGAUAAGAAGACUCUUGAACGGUCUAGAAUGAAUUUUGCUAGAGUGUGUAUGGAGAUAGAUACUUCCUAUUCUAAGUGUCCUUUUGUUCAACAUGUUGAGGUUGAAAAGAAGAAGGUGCAGCCUGGUCCAAAAGUUCAUAGAAGUGAAUGGGUUGUGAAAACAAAUAAGAAGGACAAAGGGGUUAUUAUUGGUUCAGGGCAAGACCAAGAUCUUAUUGAGGAGGUUAUGGAUGAAGAAGUAGAGGAGCAGAGAGUUAUUACUGAGGUUGAUAUGACUAACCCACUCAAGGAGAUGAUGUCAGAGUCUAGGAAGAGACUAUUUGAUGAGAGUGAGACUGAUCCUGGAAUCAGGGGAAGUAGUGAUAGAGCACAUUACACAAAGAAGAAUCAUACUAUCGUUAAGAGUAUUCAUCAUAUGGGUGCAGAUUUGAAGAAGUCUGCUAGAGAAGUUCUUACUAAUAGGAAUUUGAAGUUUGUAGUAGGCUUUGUCUAUGGUAGUAAUGAUGCAGCUAUUAGGCAACAGUUGUGGGCUGAUGUGCAGAGGUUUACUUCUUCUAUUCGAUUACCUUUUAUGCUGCUGGGGGAUUUAAACUCUAUCAUGUUUCCUCAUGAGAAGGUUUGUGGUACUGUUUCUCCUCAAAACUACUUGGAUUUUUGGAAUUGUACUCAGGACUACCAGGUAUUUGAUCUUGCUUAUUCUGGUUGUUUUUAUACUUGGGCGAAUGGUCAUACUGAUGAUACUAGGAUUUUGUCAAGAUUGGAUAGAGUUCUUGUUAACUUGGAUUGGGUGAAGAGCUUCUCUGACUCUCUAUUUGUCUUUCUUGAGGCUGGUGUUUCAGAUCAUUCAUCCAUGAUAGUAUCUAUUUAUGAAAAUCGUCACCAUGGUCCUCCUCCAUUUAAAUUCUUUAAUUUCAUGAUUGAGGAAGCUGAUUUUUUGGAGAUGGUUAGGAGUGUUUGGGAUGUUCCUGUUAGGGGAAAUCCCAUGUUUGUUUUUGUCACUAAAUUGAAGAAGGUAAAAUCUAGAAUUAUUUUAUGGAAGAAGGAAAGAUUUAAAAACAUUCUUACUCAAGUGGAGUGUGCUAAGCUUGAGUUGAAGGCUAUACAACAUCACAUUCAGAAAGACACUCUUUGUGUGGAGUCUGCUCAAAAGGAGAAGGUUGCUAUUAAGCAUUAUGCUAAAGUCACUCGUUAUGAAGAAUCGGUGGCCAAGCAGAAAUCCAGAGAUGAUGAUAUUGUCUUGGAAUGUAUUGAUUUCUACUCAACUUUGUUUGAUGAUUCUUCUAGCUCUUUUGUUGAUGAUCCUGCUGUCUUUUAUUCUAUUCAGUUCGAUAUUACUCUUAGUGAGGAGGACAUGCUUAAUCUAUCAAGACCAGUUACAAGGGAUGAAGUAGUGAUUUCUUUGUCUUCUAUUGGCUCUAAUAAGGCACCGGGUCCGGAUGGCUUUUCCAGCUGGUUCUUCAAGUUCUGUCGGAGUAUCUUGGGUGAUGAUUUCACUGCGGCAGUUCAGAACUUCUUUAAACAUGCUAAGAUGCUCAAGGAGGUAAAUAAGACCUUUCCCACCCUAGUUCCUAAAAAAGAUAACCCUAACUCUGUGUUGGAUUAUAGACCCAUUGCUUGUUGCAAUAUCCUAUAUAAAUGUAUUACAAAUAUUAUUUCUCUGCGCAUGAAGCAUGUUAUGGGUAGACUGAUCAGUGCCAAUCAAUCGGCUUUUGUGUCAUGUAGGUCUAUUCAUGAUAAUGUGUUGGUUUUUCAUGAACUGUUAAGAAACUAUCAUAGGAAAACAGGGACCCAUAGAUGUGCUCUUAAAAUUGAUCUCAAAAAAGCAUAUGAUACUGUUAGUUGGAGAGAUGUGCUUAUUGCUUUACAAAAAUUUGGGUUUCCUGAUAUUUUUAUUGAGUGGAUUAGGUGUUGCAUUACUUCUCAUACAUUCUCCAUUAUGAUUAAUGGGGCCCCUUAUGGUUUUUUUGGUGCCAAGAGAGGGUUGAGACAGGGGUUCCCGUUAUCCCCUUAUCUCUUUGUGAUGGUGAUGGAGAUUCUUAGUGUCUGUUUAAAGAAGCAAGUGCAGAGUGGAGAGUAUGAGUUCCAUCCUAAAUGUCAGAAGACUUACAUUACACACUUAUACUUUGCAGAUGAUGUGCUUGUUUUUUUUCGGGGUGAUCUUCAGUCAGCUUCCUCUCUUAAUACUGUUAUUCAACAAUUAAGUGCUUCUACUAGACUUGAUGUGAGUAAGGAGAAGACUUCUUUGUUCCACUCAGUUGUUAAUGAGACUUUCCUUAAAGAUUGCCAGCCUCUCAUUGACAAAGUUACUAGCCGUAUAAGAUCCUGGAAGUCUAAGCAUUUAUCUUACGCUGGGAGGCUUUUACUUAUAAUUUUUUUUUGCUUAAAUUCGAUUUUUAAACGCUUUGUUUGGGAUGGGGCUGACCUGGAUAAAAAAGCUAACUGCCCUAUAAGCUGGAGUCAAAUUUGUGCUUUUUAUAAUGAAGGGGUUUGGAAGUUAGGGAUAUUCAGAUUACCAACAAAGCAGCAGAUUACCAACAAAGCAACAGGUAUGAAGCAUGUCUGGGAUUUGGUGGAUGAUAUUAAUUCUGUUUGGACUGACUGGAUCAAAGCCAAUAUAAUAAAAGAUAUGAAGUUUUGGAGUAUGAAGUGCCCUCAAGAUGCUUCUUGGAGUUGGGGAUCUAUAUUGGUAAUGGUAAAUCUACUUCGUUCUUGA
Papaver somniferum (opium poppy) is the source of this 2970-nucleotide messenger RNA. RefSeq lists its product as uncharacterized. The transcript has 8 exons. The record is from RefSeq and is a predicted model, not a curated record. NCBI's taxonomy places the organism in Eukaryota, Viridiplantae, Streptophyta, Magnoliopsida, Ranunculales, Papaveraceae. Bases 1 to 2970 code for a protein of 989 amino acids.